UUCAGAAGCGACAGAAAGCAGCAGCAGGAUGGAUGUGACAUCACACUGCAGCGGCUCUGACAUCACUGAGAGCGGAGCCAAUAAGAUCCCAAUCCAAUCAGAAUGCAUCUCGAGCCAGCCGACAGCCAAUGGGAAGCUCCCACAUCACAACGCAGAGGAAGCUCCCCCGCCUCUCUCUGAUAGGGCAGAAGAUGGUGACAUCAGUGAUGACUCUUUAACCUACACCAAUGACAUCUCUCGCCUCCUGCCCACACAGCCGGCUUCCGCACUCCGAAAACAGAAAGGUGUGGACAGCUCAUCAGUGUCUCCUCCUCCCGUCUGUACUCCUCCAUCUUCCUCCGUCACCUCUCCUCCUCCUUCUCGGUCAUCCACCUGUAACAGAAAAAGCUGCAGCCUUCCUCAACAUCAUCAUCAUCAUCAUCAUCCACACAGCACCAAUCAGAAGCGUCUCUCCUCCUCUAAAAGCCACGGCUCCAUCAAGACAGACGCCGCCCACAUUAAGGAGGUUGCUGGAGAUGACUGUUGCGUUCACUGUCUCCUGGCCUGUCUGUUCUGCGAGAUGCUGUCCAUGUGUUCGGCUCUGGGAGAGUGUCUGGUGUGCGGAGUGGGCGGGGCCGGGUGUUGCGACGCUGCCACUGGCUGUUGCUGCUGCGUGGAGGCGGCAGGGGAGGCGGCCUGCACAGAGGAGGCGUGUCAGGCCGUGUUGGAUUGUGGGAUAAUGGAGGAUUGUUGCGGCUCGUCGGACUGCUUGGAGAUCUGUCUGGAGUGCUGCUCCAUCUGCUUCCCCACAUAGAGCAGCCAAUCAGAAAGGGACUACAAGAUGAUGUCAGAGCAGGUUCCUCACACCUGUCUGUCUUCAUAACUCUGUUGUGUUUGGCCCGGAGACGUCGUGGACAAACAUCACGUUAUUCUCCAUUUUUGAAAGUUUAAAUCGUUUUUCUUUUAUUGGUUUUGUUUUUUCCGUCUUCUGGAUCGAAUGAACAAAUGAUGUAAGGUUCUGAGCUGAGAUCGCUGCUAACCAGACGAGUGAGAAGGAGAGUUCAAGUUCACCUGCAGUCAUCUGUAUCAAACAUCAGCCAGAGCAGAGAGACAUUAAACAUGUUGAUCUGUUCUGAUCAAGUGUCAGAUUAAUGGAUUAUUGAUGCAUUCAGGGACGGGCGAAAAUACAUCAAAAUGUAUUUUAAAAUAAGAGACCAAAUACCUUCAUUUUACGUGCAUCAAAUACCUUCAUUUUACGUGCAUCAAAAUAAACCGUGACUUGUAUCACAGUAAACUUUUCAAAAAUCUAAGCAAGAAAACUACUAAAAACUUUUAAAAACUUAUGUUUGUAUACAAAUUUUGCUUGUUUGUCCGCCAUCUUGGCCAUUUUUCCGUAAGCUGACGAAGCCACGCUGGUUUGUGGGUAACAGGCAGCAUCGAGGCUGCCUUCAAAACCGGCUGUUACGGGGCAGUUUGAAGGGAGGAGGAAGAGCUCGUUCGAGACGUUUGGAACAGCACUUGCUGUCCUGUUAGACCGCCUGAGACAGCAGUUUAGCCCGUUUCCAACCCAGCCAGACGAUUUAGCCGAUGCUCCUAAAACAAACAUCAAAACUUAACAGGAACUGUUAAGAAUUGUAGCAGUUUAUGCUAAAAAUCAGAUUUAAUUAGAUCUGCACGUUUCCCACCUUCAGGUUUUGAUCUGAUCUCAACAAGUCUGAGCAGAUUUCAGAGCAGGCACCAAUCAGAGGCAGCGUUUUAUUGAUGUCAUCACGUAGACCCUAUCAAAUACAAAUGACAACAUCCUGUUUUGUACUGAAAGACGUGUUUUAAAUGUCUCAUGAAUACUGGCCGUCCCUGCAUGAGUUCAUCGCAUUAAUGUUGCAGCUGCUGAAGGCGGAGCUCGUUUAAUGACACUACGUAAUUAGUUGAUUAUAUUUUGUGUUAAUACUCAAGUUAUCUGAAUAAAUGCAGUGAAAAGUACAACAUGUGGUGUCUGAUGUCUCUGACUGAGAGGACGGACGUUCCUGUUGUUCUGCAGCAGAAGCGAUCGGACUCGUCCAGCUCGUCUCUGUGUUUCCGUGAUUGACAGCUCAGGAGGCUGGCGAGGCGGGGCGGGGCAGGAAGUGUGUGUUUGUUGGAGCGGCGUGCCAGGACGUCCAAACAGGAAGCAGGAAACGACUGAAAUGACAACGCCACCUGACCUCUGACCCCGGGACGAUCAAAGCGACACACACACACACACACACACACUGAUCCCAAACAGUUCAAAGAGCUUCGGAUGACGUUUUAAAGCUGAGGGUCGGGGCCCUCGGAGGGGCCAUCAGAUAAAAAACAGGAAGAACACGUUGUUUCUUUCAUUCAGACGUUCCUCUAAACAACAGCCAGGAACACGAGUGCUGCCUAGAGGACUAGAUGUGACUGAUUAUACUACAUGUGUUUUUUCUCAUGUACUUGUUGUAAUACCUGACAUGGUUGUUAGUAGCAUUGAGCUUUUGACUGUUGGUUGUGAAGUCGGUCAGGGGAUCGAUGGAGGAAAUAAUCCGCAGAUUGAUCCAGAAUGAAACGAAUCAUCAGCUGCAGUCUGAAACUAAACAGUUCAGAAGGAGCUGCAGCAGCAACAUCCUGCUUUACAUUAACGAGGAGGAAGAAGAAUUUAUAAAAUCACAACAGUUUAUCUUCACAGUGUGGUAUUUGUACUUUUUCUGCAGUAAAGGAUCUGAAUACUUUCUCAAGCACUGCGAGCUGGUGAGAAGAUGUGGGCAUGCUCAGACAGAGGAGAGGUCAGGUGUGUACCUGCUGCAGUCUGAUUGGUUACUGCCACCUGGUGGUCAGACUGCAGCAGCUCUGAAAUCACCUCAAGUCCUUCUGUCACAGACAACAGUGUGCUGCACCAUCAGGCUGGACACCCGCACUCACCUGUCACUCACCUGUCACUCACCUGUCACUCACCUGUCACUGGAACGUGGCUUUUUUUGUGGACUGAGAGAAGUUAUUGUUAUUAUGAUUUUAUUGAUGAAGGAGCAAACGUAUCAAAUUACCCUAUUAAUAAAUACUGUAUAUUUGUAAAUUAAGGGAUUUUAUUUAUGACUUUAUUGUUGUCAGUUUUAUU
Messenger RNA from Micropterus dolomieu (smallmouth bass), 3088 nucleotides. RefSeq lists its product as uncharacterized. Lineage: Eukaryota; Metazoa; Chordata; Actinopteri; Centrarchiformes; Centrarchidae. The record is from RefSeq and is a predicted model, not a curated record. Bases 29 to 793 code for a protein of 254 amino acids. The transcript is spliced from 5 exons.